AUGAACCGGGACAGAGCGGUACCGGGGCCCGGAGCGGACGGGGUCCAGGCCGUAAUAAGUCGAGAGAGAGCCGUAGCAGGGCCCGUGGCGGACGCGGUCCAGCCCGUGAUGAGCCGGGACAGAGCGGUACCGGCGCCCGGCGGGGAUGGGGUGCAGACCGUGGUUGGCCCGGACAACGGAGACAUGCUGGACGGAGGUGCUGCCGGGGAGAAGCGGCUUUUCUCCAACGCGGUCCCCGGAGGCAGAGACGCACAGGCCGUGGAGAACCACUCGGAACCUCCGCCGACGAACCCGGUGUUAGCCCCGCCACAGCAGUCCCGGUGUGUUGUUUAUCAGGGCCCCAACGGGCACCGGACCACCUCUUUUUCCGUACUGGACAUCCUGGACCCCAACAAGUUCACGAGCAGCCGGCGACACCAGCAACAGCAGCACGCGAGCCACCGAGUUGAGCGCGAGCUGAGCGCGUACGGAGCGGAGAACCGGAGAGGGGGAGCGGCGGAGCGCGAGCCCAGCCUGGAGCCCAGCAAAGGCUGCUACGGGGCCGAGGAGUACCAGAGCAAGGAGGGCUUUGUGUACAGAAAUCCAGAUGAGGAUGACUACCACAGAUCUGGGACCCCAGAUUCAGAGGCUCCAGAAGGCCCCUACAGCAGUGAGGAGAGCAGCUCAGCUCUGCCCAGUAAUGGAGACAGAGAUCUGGCUCAGCACAGCCACCAAGACUCCUCCAGAGACACCAAGAGCCCAGGAGGAGGUCCUACAGGACAGAUCACUAAUACCCAGACCAAUGGGCCCAAGCCCAAGAGGAAGCGAUCAGGCUCAGACUCCAAGUCAGGGAAGCCCCGUAGAGCCCGGACUGCCUUCACCUAUGAGCAGCUGGUGGCACUGGAGAACAAGUUCAAGUCCACGCGCUACCUGUCUGUGUGUGAACGCCUCAACCUGGCCCUGUCACUCUCCCUCACUGAGACACAGGUCAAGAUCUGGUUCCAGAACCGUCGGACCAAGUGGAAGAAACAGAACCCUGGCGCUGACACCUCUGCCCCCACCGGUGCAGGAGGAGCAGGAGGUACGGGGGGCGCAGGGGGAGGCGCAGGCGGAGGACUGGGGAGCCUCAGCCCUCUCAGCCCAUCCCCUCCAGUCAGUGGGCACCUGGCCAUGCACGCUGGCUAUGCCAGCCACCAUCACACCCCCGCUGGCAGCCUGGUCCAGCUGCCUUUCCUCACCGCCAGCCACGUCCUGUCCCCCUUCAUGCUGGGGACACAGAGCUACGCUGCCCCCGCCUUCUACAGCACACACCUGUAGACUAAAACACACCUGACACAUACGUCAAAUACACACUGAGCCCAGAGAGACUGAAAUGUUUCAGUGUUUGAAUGCAGUGCAGCAGCAGACAGACUGCCAGUGUUCAGCUCUGCUCUCCUUUUUACUACUGACAUUUGAAGGCUUUAAUUUCAAUGGAUUAUUUUGAUAAAAUGUGACUAUCUACCAGAAACUGUGCACAACUCUGUUCUAGCUCCCUAUUCUGAAUGCUGUUUUAAACUAUGUAAUAGACAAAUAGUUGAUUUCUUUCUUUAAAAAAAAAAAGUCUGUAUGAAUAUUGGAUGUUUAUUUAUGACUUAAGGAAUGGCUUGAUCUAUUGUCAGUACUAUGUAACUCCAGCUGUGAUCAAUUUCAUUUGGAUUGUUUCUAUUACUUAAUGAAUUUGUUGACAGUUUCCAUAAACUCCUUGGAUGUACUGAACCGUCAGCUCAACAUGAUAUCGUCUUUGAUAUUAAAAUAAUGGCAGUGAAACACUGAAAACCAGCUGCUGCUUGAUUGCCAUGGGUUCUUGGAGAUUGCCUUUCUUUGACCGCUCUCUCACGACUGUGUGCUACCCUUGUAUACUCCAGCAGAGCAGUUAGUCAGAGAAAGGCACAUCCAUUUGCAGUCAGUGUCCAGU
This is a messenger RNA of Monopterus albus (swamp eel), 1933 nucleotides long. RefSeq names its product NK1 transcription factor related 2-like,b (gene nkx1-2b). Gene Ontology annotation, cellular component: nucleus. The record is from RefSeq and is a predicted model, not a curated record. Gene Ontology annotation, biological process: regulation of transcription by RNA polymerase II; cell differentiation. The transcript has 3 exons. Bases 1 to 1296 code for a protein of 431 amino acids. Lineage: Eukaryota; Metazoa; Chordata; Actinopteri; Synbranchiformes; Synbranchidae. Gene Ontology annotation, molecular function: DNA-binding transcription factor activity, RNA polymerase II-specific; RNA polymerase II cis-regulatory region sequence-specific DNA binding.